Messenger RNA from Gambusia affinis (western mosquitofish), 3930 nucleotides. RefSeq names its product argonaute RISC catalytic component 2 (gene ago2). NCBI's taxonomy places the organism in Eukaryota, Metazoa, Chordata, Actinopteri, Cyprinodontiformes, Poeciliidae. Gene Ontology annotation, molecular function: endoribonuclease activity, cleaving siRNA-paired mRNA; protein binding; RNA binding. The record is from RefSeq and is a predicted model, not a curated record. The transcript is spliced from 20 exons. Bases 238 to 2844 code for a protein of 868 amino acids. Gene Ontology annotation, biological process: regulatory ncRNA-mediated gene silencing; regulation of DNA-templated transcription. Gene Ontology annotation, cellular component: RISC complex.
CCUGCAUCUCUUCUCUCUGCUUGCGUUUGUGUGCUGGGGGGAUGGGGUCGUGUUGAGGAUGAGAGACUCCAAAUAUUUAUCUCUUGGCUAACUAAAUAUCCAUAUUUCUAAGCAGUAAAUCAUUCUUUGCUGUUGGACGUAAAAGCAUCGCUUCGGUUUCGUAUGAGGCUCGGUGGAGUUUGCCCUCUGUAAAGUGGACUAUCCGCACGUCCACGAUACGCUUAAAAAGUCGACAAAAUGUAUUCUGCUGGAGCUGCAGAAGUUCCAGAGGGACCCCGUUCCUCCGGGUCAAUCAGCUCUGACCCGCCUUCCCCCUUGCCAGAAUAUGUGUUCAAGCCGCCACCGAGGCCAGACUUUGGCACCAUGGGUCGGGCAAUCAAGCUCCAGGCCAACUUUUUUGAAAUGGAAAUUCCCAGAUUGGAGGUCUAUCACUAUGAUAUUGACAUCAAGCCUGAGAAAUGCCCCAGGAGGGUUAAUCGGGAAAUUGUGGAGCACAUGGUCCAGCACUUUAAAACUCAGAUCUUUGGCGAUCGAAAGCCGGUGUACGAUGGAAGAAAGAACCUCUACACUGCCAUGCCUUUGCCAAUAGGCCGAGACAAAGUGGAGCUUGAAGUAACUAUUCCAGGCGAAGGUAAAGACCGCAGCUUUAAAGUGUCCAUCAAAUGGGUGUCUUGUGUUAGUCUACAAGCUCUACACGAGGCUCUGUCCGGACGGCUACCAAGCGUUCCCUUUGAAACCAUUCAAGCUUUGGAUGUGGUCAUGCGGCAUUUACCUUCCAUGAGGUAUACCCCAGUGGGUCGCUCUUUCUUCACUCCUUCAGAGGGAUGCUCCAACCCUCUCGGCGGCGGCAGGGAGGUGUGGUUUGGUUUCCAUCAGUCCGUCAGACCUUCUCUCUGGAAAAUGAUGCUCAACAUUGAUGUUUCGGCCACUGCGUUCUACAAGGCUCAGCCUGUAAUUGAAUUCAUGUGUGAAGUUCUGGAUUUUAAAAGCAUCGAGGAGCAGCAGAAGCCUUUAACAGACUCUCAGCGAGUGAAAUUUACAAAAGAAAUCAAAGGCCUCAAAGUCGAGAUAACUCACUGUGGGCAGAUGAAGAGAAAAUACAGAGUUUGCAAUGUGACCAGAAGACCAGCCAGCCACCAGACGUUCCCCUUGCAGCAGGAGAAUGGCCAAACUAUUGAAUGCACAGUAGCACAGUACUUCAAAGACAAGUACAAACUCAUCCUGCGAUACCCUCACCUCCCAUGCUUACAAGUGGGACAGGAGCAGAAGCAUACCUACCUCCCUCUAGAGGUGUGUAACAUAGUGGCAGGGCAGCGCUGCAUCAAAAAGCUGACCGACAAUCAGACCUCCACAAUGAUCCGUGCCACAGCCAGAUCGGCACCAGACCGGCAGGAUGAAAUCAGUAAACUGAUGCGAAGUGCCAACUUCAACACUGACCCUUAUGUUCGUGAAUUUGGAGUCAUGGUGAGGGAUGAAAUGACAGAAGUGAACGGCCGCGUCUUGCAAGCACCUUCAAUACUUUAUGGCGGCAGGAACAAAGCAAUAGCAACACCAAUCCAGGGAGUGUGGGACAUGAGGAACAAACAGUUCCACACUGGCAUUGAGAUCAAAGUGUGGGCCAUCGCCUGCUUCGCACCGCAGAGGCAGUGCACCGAACUUCUGCUCAAAGCUUUCACUGACCAGCUGAGGAAGAUCUCUCGAGAUGCAGGGAUGCCCAUCCAGGGUCAGCCUUGCUUCUGCAAGUACGCCCAGGGGGCGGACAGCGUGGAGCCCAUGUUCAGGCACCUCAAGUACACCUACCAGGGCCUGCAGCUGGUGGUGGUCAUCCUCCCUGGAAAGACGCCAGUUUAUGCUGAAGUAAAGCGAGUUGGCGACACUGUGCUCGGAAUGGCCACGCAAUGCGUCCAGGUGAAGAAUGUCCAAAAGACAACACCUCAGACUCUCUCCAACCUCUGUCUGAAGAUCAACGUCAAGCUGGGUGGAGUCAACAACAUCCUGCUGCCGCAGGGCAGGCCGUUGGUGUUCCAGCAGCCAGUGAUCUUUCUCGGCUCGGACGUGACUCAUCCACCAGCAGGAGAUGGAAAGAAACCUUCCAUUGCUGCCGUGGUCGGCAGCAUGGAUGCCCACCCCAGCCGAUACUGCGCCACAGUGCGGGUGCAGCAGCACCGUCAGGACAUCAUCCAGGACCUGGCCAACAUGGUGCGGGAGCUGCUCAUCCAGUUCUACAAGUCCACUCGCUUCAAGCCCACCAGAAUCAUCUACUAUCGAGACGGCAUCUCCGAGGGCCAGUUUAGCCAGGUCCUUCAGCAUGAGCUCCUGGCAAUCCGCGAGGCUUGCAUCAAACUAGAAAAGGAUUACCAACCUGGCAUUACCUUCGUGGUUGUACAGAAGAGACACCACACCAGGCUGUUCUGCGUGGACAGAAACGAAAGGGUCGGAAAGAGUGGCAACAUUCCCGCGGGGACGACAGUGGACACCAAAAUCACCCACCCAUCGGAGUUUGACUUCUACCUUUGCAGUCAUGCAGGCAUUCAGGGAACUAGUAGACCGUCUCACUACCACGUGCUCUGGGAUGACAACCACUUCUCGUCAGAUGAACUGCAGGUCCUCACCUACCAGCUCUGCCAUACGUACGUGCGCUGCACCCGCUCCGUGUCCAUCCCAGCACCGGCCUACUACGCCCAUCUGGUGGCUUUCCGGGCGCGCUAUCACUUGGUGGACAAAGAGCACGACAGUGCUGAGGGCAGUCAUACAUCCGGCCAGAGCAAUGGGAGGGACCACCAGGCCUUGGCCAAGGCUGUUCAGAUCCACCAGGACACCCUUCGCACCAUGUACUUCGCCUGAAAGUACAGCGCCCUGAUUGGUCGGGGGGUAAAAUCCCGGCCAAUGAAACCAACGCGGAGAGCCGUCUCUCUGUGAGCUCCGAAUACCAUCACAAGGUUUCAUAUUGUCUUUUCCCUUAAGUGGCAAACUUGUCACUCACCCAUAUGUCCACAUUUGAACUUCUCCCCUUUGACCCACCAAAGUAAGCCAUUUAGUAGUGAAAAAAGGCAAUUUCUUCCUUUUCUUUCUUUUUUACUUGUUUGUAGAACUUUUUUUUUCUCCCCCCUAAAUUUUUAAAAUGGUAAAAUUUGCACACAGAAAGAAAAGUAUAGCUUCUAAAAAAAAAAGUGGGCUGUUACAUUAUAUACCAAGUUGUGUUUAUUUUGUUUUGUUUUGGGGUUUUUUUUUUUGUAUCCUUCUGAUUCUUGUUUGCUCGAGUGGAUCCUGGUCCGUAAACGGAGAAUCUAAAUGUUGGGGAGCUUCACUUACUGUUUAUAUGCCUGAACCAAACAUCAACAGCCAAUCCAAGCAAAGUGCACUGACCAAGAUGGGUACUUUACAAAGGACAAAAGUACUUAACCCUCCUGUUAUGAUUGUGUCUGAGGUACAGCAAUAAUGUUCCCGGGUCAGUUUGACCCGUGGAGUUAUUCAUGCAAUAGUGUCAGAAACCAAAAUAUUCCUCCAAAACAAUUUUGUAUCUGAUUAUUAACUCCAAUACUAACCAUUUCAAUCAGUAUUUGUGCAAUUAUGUUUUUUUUGUUUUAUUUUUCACAAAUAAAGGAUCAAUUAUGACAACUUUUCUAGUGUAGUAAAGAGAAUAGUGAAAAAGUGAGCUUGUGUGUGUCAUGUGUGUGUGUUGGGGGGGGGGAGGGGGAAUAUGGUACAUAGCUGCAAGGAAAUGUAUAAAAUUGGACAUUUAAAAAAAAAAAAAUCUUUUUUACCCCUCAACUUGACUGCCGGGUCAAAUUGACCCGAACAGUAACUAUGUGAAAUGUAGACGCAGGACGGGGGUUGCAAAUGUGUCAAAUGAAUAAAUUUUCACUUUAUAUGUAGAUUACAUCUAUUAAAACAAAUAGAAAAAGUUUCAUGCAAAAAAAAAACACAAAA